AUGGCUGGGCUUGAUGAAGGGCUGAUGGAUGUGGCUACCGGUUUGUCUUCUUCGGAUCUUCUUGGUGAUGUUCCUGACGAAGAUGUGAAUCUGUUGUUAGGUGAGCUGUACAUCUCCGAACGUCAGGAGCAGCCGGAACUAGAGGAACGGACCAUCAAGUUUCCUUCGUUGGCUUCGGAACUCGUAAAAACUUUGGAGACUGCUGAUCUGAGGACCUGGAAACGUCUAGUGGAACUAUGUAGUGUUGUGAAAAACGACCAUUGUGAAGCAAGGAUUGGUGGCGUUACUCUGAACAUUGUGGAUUUGGGACCAAGUGAGGAAGUGGAGAGAAUCCCUUGUACCCCUGCAGUUGUUGAUGAGAUGGCUGGUACUUCAAGAAAUGAAACUGGGGCAAUCGUUGGUCUUGGAGAUGAGGAGAUUCUUCAGUUUAAUUUGGGACUGGAUUUAAAUGAAGGCGACCGCCCAUUUCGUAUAUUUCUGGUUCCGUCCCCCCGGUUUCUUGCUGACGAAUGCUUCUUAAUGGACAUCUUGUGCCACAGGGUAUAUGAUUUUGAUCAACGUGUGAAAGAAGGAAGGAGUUUGAUCAAGGGCAGGGAAAUCUCGAAGGCCUGCCUAACCGGCUGUUUAGCCAUUAGCUUCUGCAGAACCGCGGUUGUCUGCAGAACCGCGGUUCUGUCUGCAGAUGGCGCCAAGAAAGUUUAA
Molecule: messenger RNA, 702 nt
Organism: Notodromas monacha
Lineage: Eukaryota; Metazoa; Arthropoda; Ostracoda; Podocopida; Cyprididae
Source: the annotation of a GenBank genome assembly